ACUCAACUUCAAGUUUUGGAGGUUACAUUCCAGAUUACAUUUUCUUUUUUCGCCACGAAUAGUAAAUAGAAUAAUUAAUACCUGUUUGUCAACGAUGAUAAGGCAUUUAUGAUAAGUAGAAUAACAAUUUACUUGUUUAGUUUAGUUCCGUAUCAGUCAUGGACGAGAAAGGUAAUGUUAAAAGUAUCAAGCUACCUGAAACUGUAGAAGCUUUUAGCAAUUUGAAGAAUGCAAAGAGAUUUGCAAUUGAUAUUGGUGGAACUCUGACUAAAAUCGCAUACUACUCUACAGUAUCAUAUCGCCGCAUCAACUAUGAGGCGGAUCAGGAUAAUAGCGACAAUUCAGAGGAACAAACAAAAUACGAAAUAUCGGAAGGCGCACGGCUCCAUUUCAUAAAAUUCGAAACAAAGUACAUAGAAAACUGCUUGGAUUUCAUUUGUGAAAAUCUUGUGGCAACCAGAGAGCAGAUGGCUGGGAAAACUAUCAAAGCUACUGGGGGUGGUGCCUACAGAUAUGCUGAUCUACUUCAGGAAAAAUUGGGAUUGUCUGUUGACAAGGAAGAAGAGAUGGACUGUUUGAUAAAAGGUUGCAAUUUUCUGUUGAAAAACAUUAGCGAUGAAGCGUUUGUAUUCAACAGACAUGGAAAUCCCGAAUAUGACUUCCAAAUGGCAGAUCCUAAUAUAUUUCCGUAUUUAUUGGUGAAUAUUGGGUCUGGUGUCAGUAUUAUGAAGGUGGAAUCAGAAGAUUCGUAUGAGCGUAUAGGAGGCACAGCAACUGGUGGAGGAACGUUUUGGGGAUUGGGGUCCCUCUUAACCAAAGCCAAAGGUUUCGACGAACUACUAGCGCUGGCAGAGAGUGGCGACCACCGCAAAGUGGACAUGUUGGUUAAGGACAUAUUCGGCGGCGACUGCAAGGCGUUGGGACUGCCGGCCGAUCUGAUCGCCUCCUCCUUCGGCAAAGUCUGCCCCAAACGCGGUACAGAAACAAUGUGUUCUGAAGCGGACGUGGCUCGUAGCCUUCUGUUUACGAUAAGCAAUGACAUUGGUCAGAUUGCCUGCCUAUACGCCAUGAUGCACAAACUCAACAAGGUGUACUUCGGUGGUUAUUUUCUGCGCAACCACCCUCUGAGCAUGCACACAAUCUCCUUCUCAAUCAACUACUGGUCGAAAGGGGCCGUGCAGUCGCUGUUUCUCAGGCAUGAGGGAUAUCUGGGUGCAAUUGGGGCCUUCCUCAUUGGUGCUGAAGAGUGCGAUGAUGAAAGGUAUAGCUGGCUGGAGAACUACGCAGGCAGUUCGGGCCUACAGAGCUACGUGGAGUCGAAGGUGCAUCCCCACCUGGACGCAAACCCCCUCUCCGUCGAUCAGCUGGAGUUGGAUCGGCUGGAGUCCCCCCUGGCCUACUGCCCUCUCCUCACCGCACCCCACCUCUAUGUCGCCGACACUGUUGACCUCAAUGCGGACGCCGAGGCUAGGGAGUAUUGGCUACAGUGUUUCGAGGACUCCCUGGACAAGUUCGUAGUGACGGCGAUAGCGUCGCAGCCGAGCAGCGAGACGGGCGAACUGCGUGCUCAGCAGUUUCGGCACAAAUACGUGAGUCGACUGCGGCGACUGAGACGGCAGCCGUUCGCCUACGGCAACCUCACUGUCCGAUCGCUGCUGGAUACCAUCGAGCACUGUCUCAAGGAGUUCGACUUUCCCGACCCCUAUCUCAAUCAAAAGCAGAUGGAGAACGAGUGCGCUCUGUCGCUGUUGAGAGAGAGACUGGACGAGCUGGAUGGCAUGCAGAGUGAGAGAGACAGACAGGUGGAGCUGGUCACCUCCAUUCUGGCCGGCAACAUGUUCGACUGGGGAGCCAAGGAGGUCGUGCAGAUCAUGGAGUCCAAGCAGUUCGGCUUCAGGGAGGCAAGAGCUAGGAUACCUGAGCGUCCAUGGCUUGUGGACUGUUUGGACUCGUGGCUGGACCGCCUGCAGCAGCGGGAGAAACCGCAUCAUUGUGCCGCCAUAUUUGCUGACAACAGCGGAGUCGACAUCAUACUCGGCAUACUGCCCUUCGCCAGAGAGCUCAUACAGAGAGGCACCAAGGUAAUCCUGUGCGCGAACUCAGCCCCGGCCUUGAACGAUGUGACUCACAGCGAGCUGCUGGUGAUACUGCGGCAGGCGGGAGCUAUCUGUCCUCUGAUUGGUCGAGCGCUGGCCAAUGGCCAACUCACUGCCAUGGAGACGGCACAGGCUGGGCCUUGUCUAGACUUGAGUCGCCUGAACGGAGACCUAGCCAAACAGAUGCGUGCUGUCGACCUGUUGGUGCUGGAAGGCAUGGGAAGGGCGGUUCACACCAACCUCAACGCGCAGUUCAACUGCGACACGCUCAAAGUGGCUGUCAUCAAAAACACAUGGCUGGCAAACCGGUUGGGGGGACCUAUGUUCAGUGUGCUCUGCAAAUUCGAAGCUAAGUCAUAGCCAGCGUUAACUGAAUCUUAGUUAACCAAGUGGUUGAACAGUUGAGACAACGUGAAUCGUCAAGUGAGUGAAAUAGUUGAAAGCGUUGAAGACGUCCAUUUGAGGUAACGAGUCGGUUAUAUCAAC
This is a messenger RNA of Nilaparvata lugens (brown planthopper), 2582 nucleotides long. Its product is annotated as 4'-phosphopantetheine phosphatase. Lineage: Eukaryota; Metazoa; Arthropoda; Insecta; Hemiptera; Delphacidae. Gene Ontology annotation, molecular function: ATP binding; pantothenate kinase activity. Gene Ontology annotation, biological process: coenzyme A biosynthetic process. The transcript is spliced from 14 exons. Gene Ontology annotation, cellular component: cytosol; nucleus. The coding region runs from base 159 to 2456 and encodes 765 amino acids. The record is from RefSeq and is a predicted model, not a curated record.